GUUGAUGGAUUGUCGCCGGUUUCUUUUAAUUUCUUUAAUCAGGAACACGACAUAUAAAACCGAAGACUUUGUUGGUCCUUCGCCGCAAACACUUUCGAGAUGAUUGAGGUGGUGGCAUCUAUGGCACGGGGGCCUGUGUUUUUGGCCGGAGAGGUUUUAGAAUGUCUUGUUACCUUCACAAACCCAAUGUCACACCUCUCUACAUCUGCCAGCAGUGAGAUGUUGGCAUGGUCCAGUGCUCAGAUCCACUGCCAGUUUCAUGCCAGCGAGAGCCGCGUGGCUCUACCCACUCAGGGCACCAAGCAGGACGUGCAAGCUGAGAGUGACACCGUGCUGAUACCAAGCAGAGGUGAACGAGGGCAGUGUGUCCUGGACACACCACCAAAGAUUUUAUUCUGUGAUCUUCGCUUGGACCCUGGAGAGAGCAAGACAUAUUCCUACAGCGAGGUCGUGCCCACUGACGGUCCGCCUAGUUUUCGGGGUCAGGCAGUGAAAUACGUGUACAAACUCACGAUUGGGUGUCAGCGAGUCAACUCGCCUAUCAAAUUACUGCGAGUCCCUUUCAGAGUCCUAGUGCUUCAUGGCAUGCCAGAGCCUCCGUUCCAUCAGGAUGAAGAAGUAGCUCCUUCAAACCCUUUCCUUGAGGAGGAGGAAGGAAGCAGGAGAGAUACAAGACCACUAGAAAGAGCACUGGACAUGCUAAUGAUCACUACCUCACGCCGGUGCCCAUAUAUGUUCAACAUCACAAACGUGCGGGGGAAGGUGGCUAAGUUCUGCAUCUUUAAGACCGUGUACAGGCUUGGAGAAGAUGUUAUCGGCACUUUCACAUUCUCAGAAGGAGAUAUUCCAUGUAUACAGUAUUCAGUAAGUCUGCAAAGUGAAGAGGAGGUGCAGGAGCAGUAUCAGAGACGACCCGGCCAGGCAGUCAGUGUCACUGGUCAUGGCCGACAUCUAGAGUCCUGCUUGCACACAGCAUCCAGCCAUUUCUCUCUUCCUGUGCCUCUUAACGUCACACCAGGGUUCACCACAGAUAUAGUGACGUUAAGAUGGCGUCUGCAUUUUGAGUUUGUCACGGCGAGGGAGCCUGUGGAGGCACCAGUGGUCCUGCAGAAUCAGUCAGAGGUCACAGUGUGGACCGGGGCCGAGCACGUGGAUGUGGACACCUUCAGCUGGGACCUGCCAAUCAAAGUGCUUCCCACCAAUCCCACGCUCGCUUCAUAUGUUUCACAGUUCACAGGGACAAACAGCAUCAAUAUUUGAGUUGUGCUAGGGUUUGAGGCGGGAGAUCCUAAAACUAACAAGCGUUGUGGUGUCAUUCGAGCAGUCCAUUCCAAUUUCAGUGUCGUUUGACUGGUUUUACCUUGUGCCGUGCAGUGAAAUCAUUCUUUAUUUAAGCUACUUUAACAUUUCAGACUUGACCAAGAGUCUGCUUUACCUCUUGUAAUGUUAACAAAUGUUCUGUAUUUAUUGUCAAUAUUGCAAUGUAUGCUCCAAAAGACGGUUUCUAUUAUAUUUCAGUUCCUCUAUUGCAAGCUAUUUUGUACAUUUCUCUACAUGCAAAAGAAAACUGAAUAAAGUCUGUAAAGAGUUA
Messenger RNA from Danio rerio (zebrafish), 1591 nucleotides. It is a transcript of the gene rgp1, whose product is annotated as GP1 homolog, RAB6A GEF complex partner 1. Gene Ontology annotation, cellular component: cytosol. NCBI's taxonomy places the organism in Eukaryota, Metazoa, Chordata, Actinopteri, Cypriniformes, Danionidae. The record is from RefSeq and is marked provisional.